CGCCAACCUCCGCCGUCAACACUCUCCCUUUUCCCUUCUGUCUUCAAAUUUGAAACCCACAGUCGGUGGCCGAUUCAGAAGAACAAGACCCAACCUAUCUUCUCAACCAAAUGUCGGAGGAGCGGACGGUGUACGAAGCGGAGUGGGCAAUCAUGACCCUGGCUGCGUAUGGCGGCGGCGACAGGAUGGAUUUCUUGAUGAUUUCGGGGUCGGAAAGGAUGCGCCGCCACGAUUUGCUGACGCAGCGGCUUCGGCAGACCGGCGGAGGGUGUCGGCAGCUUGGACAAGAUUUGGAGUGCGAGGCCCUUGAGGAUGUGAGCGGCGGCGUCGCGCGGAUCGUAGGCGAUCGCCUUGUCGGCUUGCUCCUCGGCUUGCUUGGCUAGGGUUGAGCGGGUGGCGGAAACGGAGCUCCGCCUGGCCUGGGAGAGGAGCUGGGCGCCGCGGACGAACUGGCGAUUGGCCUCGGCGUCGGCGCAAGGGCGCGCUGGCGGAGCUUGGCGUAGAUCUUCUGGGGGAUGCUGUGGGAGUAGAGGAACAUGAAGACCGUGACGCCAAUCUCGAGGACUUGGAGAAGUAUGUCGGUCACCAUUCGGUCCAUUCCCCCCCCCCCCCUCUAUUUGUGCUCUGCUCUUAUUUUGAGCUUUGCUCCGGUGAAAGUGAUAGCUCUGGCGGGGUGAAUAAGAGAUGGGGGAAUUG
This is a messenger RNA of Linum trigynum, 696 nucleotides long. The record is from the annotation of a GenBank genome assembly. NCBI's taxonomy places the organism in Eukaryota, Viridiplantae, Streptophyta, Magnoliopsida, Malpighiales, Linaceae.